AUGGAUGAAGUCCAUACCGAGAUCUCCAAGAUUAACGGAAGGAUCGAUAAACUGCAAAACUACGUGGUUGAAUUGCACAUUAAACAGAAUGACGAGCUGUCAGCUAGGAUCGUAGCUGUUGCGAAUAGGGUUGAUGGAUUGAAGAGAGAAUUCAAGAUUUUCGUUGAUCAAGUUCAUAUCAAGGAAAUCAACAGAGUCCUUUUAGCUGCUGGAAGAUGGGCACAUCCCGUUCCUACUCUCAAAGGGAACUAUGGUCCUGAGAAACUCGAGACAUGGAACGAUGGUCGAUGGACCUUAUACGUUCCCGACGUAAUCAAGAACCUCCCCAAAGAGCAACUUGAUCAAUGGCUCGAAUCAUACUGGAUCGGCGAACAUUCACGAAACUUCACUUUUCUCAAGGACGUCCCUGUUCACGUCAAGAGAGCUAUUCUGUUCUAUUUCAUCGGUGGGAAAUGCGAUCCUAAUUUCUUCCCUAAUGAACAAAAAGCUAUUCACUUCUAA
Kwoniella botswanensis is the source of this 501-nucleotide messenger RNA. RefSeq lists its product as uncharacterized. Bases 1 to 501 code for a protein of 166 amino acids. The transcript has 3 exons. The record is from RefSeq and is a predicted model, not a curated record. Lineage: Eukaryota; Fungi; Basidiomycota; Tremellomycetes; Tremellales; Cryptococcaceae.